Fukomys damarensis (Damara mole-rat) is the source of this 2512-nucleotide messenger RNA. RefSeq names its product major facilitator superfamily domain containing 11 (gene Mfsd11). The coding region runs from base 836 to 2185 and encodes 449 amino acids. NCBI's taxonomy places the organism in Eukaryota, Metazoa, Chordata, Mammalia, Rodentia, Bathyergidae. The record is from RefSeq and is a predicted model, not a curated record. The transcript is spliced from 13 exons.
CCCAGCGGGCGGGCAGAAAGCGCGCAGUCACGGCUGGUGAAGCGGGGAAAGGCGGUCGCGGGCAGUUGGAAAGCCCGCGAAACGUUUGCUGCUGGCGAAGCUGGGCGAGAGCGCUCAGACUAGCGGAAGAGGCGGUGCCCGUCCUCCGGGUUCCCCCUCCUUUUUAUGCUAGUGCCUACGCGCCACGCUCCUCUUCCGCCCGCCCUUCGUUUCCGCUUUUGUCAGAGAGGUACUCCUGUCCCUGUUGGCCUGUGUCCCGGGUCUCCUCAGACCCGCCUCGUCACUCUAGACGCCCUCCCACAGCUCCCGGUGGCCCUUCGCGGGGUUUCAUUCCACAGCCCCUUUCGCUUGAUUACCCCCGCGAAUGGCGGGGAGUGUCGGAACUUUCGCAGUGCGCGUGCGUGCUGGCGCUCCGAUCCUUCUGGACUACUACUCCUCCCAGGGGGCGCCGCGGCCAUGAUCAGCUGACCUGUCCCAUGACCUACAGUGAGUCAGGCCUCGUGGGCGGGGCCGCGAGGCCGCUCAGCUUGCCCUUGCUCCUAAUCCCCCCGCGGGCCCCUCAACCUGGAGUGGCGACAUUCUUGGCUCUUUUCCGGUAUUGGGCUCUUCUCUAUUCGGAUCAUAUCCCAGGAAUGUCCUAACAGGACCCGCUGGGGAAACUUCACCCCAAGCCUGGAAUUGUGAUCCAAGAACUGGAAGUUGACAGCUUGGCUGCCUCGCUGCCGGAUCUGCCUCUUUCUUUCGCCGUCUCAUUUCCCCAGGAUUGUCAGGGGCUUGCCCGGAGGAGCGCUGACUGUCCUGUGCCGCUGCUGACCUCCGGCAGAGCGGAGCCAAAAUGUCCCCGGAAUCCAAAAAGCUUUUUAACAUUAUUAUUUUAGGAGUUGCCUUUAUGUUUAUGUUCACCGCCUUUCAAACUUGUGAAAAUGUGGCGCAAACUGUCAUCAGGAGCUUAAAUAGCACAGAUUUUCACGGCAGUGGAUAUACCAGCAUGGCAAUUAUUUAUGGAGUGUUCUCUGCUUCAAAUUUGAUUACGCCAUCUGUGGUUGCCAUUGUGGGCCCUCAGCUCUCUAUGUUUGCCAGUGGUUUAUUUUACAGCAUGUACAUUGCCGUUUUUAUCCAGCCCUUCACCUGGUCUUUCUACACGGCGUCUGUUUUCCUUGGAAUUGCAGCUGCCGUGCUUUGGACAGCACAAGGAAACUGCCUGACAAUAAAUUCAGAUGAGCACACUAUUGGGAGAAACAGUGGAAUUUUCUGGGCACUCUUACAAUCUAGCUUGUUCUUCGGAAAUCUCUACAUAUAUUUUGCCUGGCAAGGGAAAACCCAAAUAUCAGAGAGUGACCGAAGAACAGUGUUUAUUGCCCUAACAGUGAUUAGCCUUGUGGGGACAGUUCUGUUUUUUCUCAUUCGGAAACCAGAUCCUGAAAAUGUCCUUGGAGAAGAUGAAUCGUCUGAUGACCAGGACCUGGAAGUCAGCGAGUCUGCCCAGAACAAUAUGACAAAGGCAGUGGAUGCAUUUAAAAGGUCUCUUAAGCUCUGUGUCACCAAGGAGAUGCUCCUUCUUAGUAUCACAACUGCUUAUACAGGUCUGGGGUUGACUUUCUUCUUUGGAGUAUAUGGAACCUGUAUUGGUGCCAUAAAUAAAUUUGGAACAGAAGAGAAAAGCCUCAUUGGACUUUCUGGCAUUUUCAUCGGCAUUGGAGAAAUUCUAGGUGGAAGCCUUUUUGGCCUGCUGAGCAAGAAUAAUCGUUUUGGUAGAAAUCCUGUUGUGCUGUUGGGUAUUCUGGUGCACUUUGUGGCUUUUUAUUUAAUAUUUCUCAACAUGCCUGGAGACGCCCCCAUUACCCCCGUGGAGGGAACUGACAGCAGCGCUUACAUCAGGCCCAGCAAAGAAGUUGCCAUUCUCUGCAGUUUUUUGUUGGGGUUGGGAGACAGCUGCUUUAAUACCCAGCUGCUUAGCAUCCUGGGCUUUCUCUAUUCUGAAGACAGUGCUCCAGCCUUUGCCAUCUUUAAGUUUGUCCAGUCUAUCUGCGCGGCCGUGGCGUUUUUCUACAGCAACUACCUGCUCCUUCACUGGCAGCUCCUGGUCAUGGUGAUAUUUGGAUUUUUUGGAACGAUUUCAUUCUUCACUGUGGAGUGGGACGCCGUUGCCAUAGUGGCCCGGGGCUCUGAUUACCGGAGCAUUUGACGCGCGGGGCUGUGGCUUCCGGAGCAGAACAGCCGCUGGCCUGGCCGAGGUGCCUGAUGGAGGAAGCCGCCUUGCAUCUCCUCAGCCCAUUGGUAGAGGUCGGGUGUGGAAAAUCAAGGAACUAAGGCUUAAGUCAGCCGGAGUGGGAAUUAAAGUUUACGGAUACUUAAAACAAGUGCGAUAAGGGAAGUCUAUUGUGUCAGUCAUAACUGUUCAAAGAUGAUUUUCGGUUGUGUCAAGUUCCCUCGAAUCCUGCUCGCGAAUGGAAACCCCCACCCCCGAGAUCCAGGCCGUGUGACAUGGAGAGACUCUUGCUGGGCGCAGAUU